UGCUCAGCAAUAAGAACGAGUCAACAGGCAAGACCGCAGCCACGCAGAGAAAGAGAGAGAGAGAGAGAGGAGAGAGAGAGAGAGAGAGAGCAGAAGCUUGGAGCGAUGGAGAUGAAGACCGUGGAGUUGAAGCCCGCAGAGGUGGCCAGCUCUAAGAUGUUCAAUGGCUACAACAAGAGAUACAGGCACUUCAGCCCCACCCUCGGCUGCUUCAUGCACUUCUCCAUCUUCUUCCCCCCUCCUUCCCCUUCCCAAAAGACCCCAGUCCUUUACUUUCUUUCUGGGGUCCAAUGCACCGACGAGACCUUCCUCCUCCAAGCUGGGGCUCAGAGGACUGCAUCUGCUCUAGGGAUUGCUCUUGUUGUUCCUGAUACAUCUCCAAGAGGCCUUAAGGUAAAGGGAGAAGCAGAUAGCUGGGAUUUUGGUGUAGGAGCUGGAUUUUAUCUAAAUGCUACCACGAAGAAGUGGAAAAAUUGGAGAAUGUAUGACUAUGUAGUUAAGGAAUUGCCGAAAAUUUUAUGUGAAAACUUUGAACAAAUUGAUACUUCACAAGCAUCCCUUUUUGGACACUCAAUGGGUGGGCAUGGAGCACUUACAAUUUACUUGAGGAAUCUUGACAAGUACAAGUCAGUAUCAGCCUUAGCGCCGAUGGUCAAUCCUACAAAGAGUCCUAUAGGACAAAACAUGCUCUCAAAGUAUUUGGGGGCUAACAAGUCAGAUUGGGGGGAAUAUGAUGCUACCUGCUUGAUUGCAAAGUAUAACAAAUUUUCCUAUCCUAUCCUAAUCGACCAGGGUGAGGAUGAUCAGUUUCUGCAUGAUCAGCUUCUGGUAAGCAAUUUUCAGGAAGCCUGCAAGAGGGUUGGUGCGCCUCUAGUCCUCAGGAUGCAGCCUGGCUAUGACCAUAGCUACUAUUUCGUCUCAACUUUUAUCGCCGAUCACAUUCAUCACCAUGCCAAAAUGCUUAAAUCAGCAUGAGUCAAAUCUCGGUGUGCCUGUGACCGUUAUCCUUCUGUGACAUUAUCUCGAUGUUUGUCUGGUGGUCGUUAAACUUCAUGUGUUUGUUUACUUCUGUGAUACCCUCUUCAUACCGUCUGCUAGUUGUUGAACUGCGUGUAUCUUUGAUUGUUAUCCUUCUGUAAUUUUAUCUCGAUAUUUGUCUA
Molecule: messenger RNA, 1160 nt
Organism: Asparagus officinalis (garden asparagus)
Lineage: Eukaryota; Viridiplantae; Streptophyta; Magnoliopsida; Asparagales; Asparagaceae
Product: S-formylglutathione hydrolase-like
Exons: 7
Coding region: 106-975 (289 amino acids)
Biological process (GO): formaldehyde catabolic process
Cellular component (GO): cytosol
Molecular function (GO): S-formylglutathione hydrolase activity
Source: RefSeq, a predicted model, not a curated record